Molecule: messenger RNA, 1780 nt
Organism: Ectocarpus siliculosus
Lineage: Eukaryota; Phaeophyceae; Ectocarpales; Ectocarpaceae
Source: the annotation of a GenBank genome assembly
UACCCUGUCUCUCUGUGCUCGUGGUGGGCGGUGUGAGAACUCGAUCAUGAAGAGGAAGGCCGAGUCGCCGGCCCUCGUGCCUUCGGCAUCGAGCGUCGUGGGCUCGCCGGCCAAUGCCGACCGUACAGCAAAUACCCCCGCCACCGACCCCGACGCUGCUAGCACUGGCCGUGGCCACAAGCAGCAGCCCACACAAGUAGAGCCAGGAAGCGGCGGCGGCGGCGGCGGUGGUUUCAGCCCGGCGGGCCGCAGCAGCGAUGGUGAGAGCAGCAGCAAGAAGAACAAGAAGAACAAGAAAAAGAAGAGGAAGAAGAUGAAGCUUGAGGGCGAGGGAUUGGAGACGUCAAGUACGGCGACCCAAGCAGCUGCGGCGGCGGUACCACCCCCGGCUUCUUCUGCGACGGAGGGGCCAAAAGUAGCAGCAUCAGCAGCAGUGGCUGCUGCUUCCGGGGAGGAAAAAUCAUCUCGUGAAGCGCUGUCGGAAGCUGCCGGCGCUACGGGGUUAGCUGGGAAAAACACCCUGGACAACACCACCGUGAACGACGGCUCCUCUACGCCGGGGGGGGCAGCCGGGGUACCAUCCCCUCCCAAGGAACGACGAAGACUUGGGAAAACCCACGGAAGGGCCCGGAAAGAAGGGAACCCGGGAUCGCGGAACGGCGGCGCGGCGGCGGCGGCGGGGCGGCGGGAAGGACAGGGGACGGCAGACCCCCAUCCCCUGGCUCUGGCCCCCGGCGGCCCCGGCCAAGGAAAGCCUCGAAAACACACGCUGUCCAUCGCGAUCCCGGGGUCGGUGGUCGACAACGCUCAGAGCCGCGAGCUGAAGACGUAUCUGGUAGGAGAGAUCGCUCGAGCAGCAGCCGUAUUCGAGGUCGAUGAGAUCGUGGUCUACGAUGACUUGUCCGUGUCGAGGAAGGGCCAGGGGGGGGUGAGGGACGACUCGGCCAGCGUGGCGGCAGCCGGCGGUUUCAACAGGGGGGGGGGUUCUGCCAACGGGAGCGGCGGCGGUGGAGACAAGAACAACCCGAACGUCUUCAUGGCGCGGCUGCUGCAGUACGCGGAGACCCCACAAUACCUCCGGAAGCAGCUGUUCCCGAUGCAUUCCAGCCUUCGCCUUGCCGGCCUGCUGAACCCGCUGGACGCGCCGCACCACAUGAGGGCCGACGACGCCUGCCCCUUUCGGGAAGGGGUGGUGCUCGACCGGACUAUCAAGAAGGGUGCCGGCUCCUUCGUCGACAUCGGCAAGCGUAAGGAAGCACGGAUCGACCGCCCGCUGGACCCCGGGGUACGGGUGACGGUGAAGCUCGAUAAGGGAGACCCGUGCAAGAAGAACCACAAGGGGAGGGCGGUGCCUCCGUCGGCCCCUCGCGAAGAGCUUGGGCUUUACUGGGGGUACCAGACGCGUCUCGCCAGCGGGAUGGCGGAUUUGCUUGCCGGCUGUCCCUACAAGGGCGGGUACGACCUUACCGUCGGGACGUCGGAGCGCGGGAACGUUACGGUCGACAGCCCCGACUUCGCGCUGCCGGAGUACCGCCACGCCCUCGUCGUCUUCGGCGGCGUGCAGGGUAUCGAGGCCACCGUGGACGCCGACGAAUCUCUGCAACUCCCCGGGAGCGAGUCUUCCGCGCUCUUCGACAUGUGGGUCAACACCUGCCCUGGGCAGGGCAGCCGGACCAUCCGCACGGAGGAGGCCGUGCUCAUCACGCUGGCGCGGCUGAGGUCCCACGUCCUAGGCAACGGAGUGGCAGCAGCUGCAGUUCCUGCUCAAUCGCAGCAGUAA